UGGAAAAAAGAAAAAAGAAGAAGACUGAGUGACGAGUCAACGAACUGAGCAACGAGUCACCCAACUCUGCUUGCAACACUCCAUAUAUUUGGCACACAUACAUCUUCAAGAAACGGGUUGAUUGAUUUUCUUCAAACGAGGCGAUCAAUUGUACUUCGAGUUUGUGAUCUCGUGAAUCUAAAUCCAUAUCCAUCUAUAGAAAACACCAAAAGAAGGGAAGAAAAUGUCGAAACCCUCGUCAUCAAGAUUUGUUUACAGAUAUCUUCAUCUGACUGCAUUUAAACCCACGUCAGAUAACCCAUCAACCGUCCAAAUUCUCACGUUUCGUGCACGGCUAAUUUCUGCAAGAACCCAUCUCUCUUCACUGCCCAAUAUGAAGAGAAUUUUCGACAGUCUAUACCCAGAUGCCAAAUUUUCUCCAAGCAGAGAUUUUGAUGGGUUCAGAUGCUUUUCGCUAAAGAAUGAAAUGGGUUCCGAGAAUUUGGCAAAAGAUGCCCUGAAAAAUCCAGUAGUGGCGGUUAAGGACAAUUUUUUGUGGUACAAAGAAGCCUUCUGGAAGAGAAAAUUAUCUGGUGUUGCUGGGUCCAUGUGCUCUUUCAUCACGUUUGCUUAUGAUAUGUAAUUACUGGGAUGAAGAGCAUGACAUGCGGGAAGACGAGGUCGAUGCUGAAAAGGAACUUCAAAAUACAGAAUGAAUUUCCUCAAUUGACCCCUCUCAUUUGUGGUAUUUGAUUUUGUGUUGUUCUUUGCAACGAAAGGUUAGGUUCUUGAUCUUCGAAAGAAGAUGUAUUUGAUGCGCGGCACAUUUUAUUUUGUUAAAGUUAUCUUUGCGCAAGAUUCGUGCAAUUCUGAACGCAAGGCUGAUGCCUUUUUAAAACUUUUGUGCACAACUUUUCUAUAUGCCCAACAUUUGAAUGCCAAAUACGUGGCUUGAUGGUAACAACUUGUGAUAUUAGCAUUAUUCUUACUUUAAUACUAAAGUAAUAUUUUGUGACCC
This is a messenger RNA of Olea europaea var. sylvestris, 997 nucleotides long. RefSeq lists its product as uncharacterized. The record is from RefSeq and is a predicted model, not a curated record. Lineage: Eukaryota; Viridiplantae; Streptophyta; Magnoliopsida; Lamiales; Oleaceae. The transcript has 2 exons. Bases 224 to 622 code for a protein of 132 amino acids.